Molecule: messenger RNA, 1648 nt
Organism: Aspergillus sclerotioniger CBS 115572
Lineage: Eukaryota; Fungi; Ascomycota; Eurotiomycetes; Eurotiales; Aspergillaceae
Product: mitochondrial 54S ribosomal protein uL22m
Exons: 2
Coding region: 341-1420 (359 amino acids)
Biological process (GO): ribosome assembly; translation
Cellular component (GO): mitochondrial large ribosomal subunit; ribosome
Molecular function (GO): structural constituent of ribosome
Source: RefSeq, a predicted model, not a curated record
AGCGGGAUGCCCCGAGGCCACCACACCUUGUCAGCCUAUGAGGUAAUCGUACAGCAACGACCACCCCAUGAUUGGCGCGCCCCGAACACCCAAGCACAUGACUGCGGCCCGGCUGACGCUACCCGAUUAGGACUGACUCAGUGACCCGUGACCCUGAGGCUCGAGGCUCGAAUCUCGACCCCAGAAUUCUCAGGUGUCGACCGACGACUACAGGCCCAUCCCUCCGGCGACCGAGACAAACCAAAACCGCACCGCGCCAAGGCGAGUCUUCGUCCCGACACUUUUUUCCCUUCUGAUCUCCGGGAUCCGAGCCAUCAAACCACCAGAUCCAUCGUCCGUCAUGGCCACAAUGGGUGCUGUCCCCCAGUAUGGGCAGCUAAUCCGGUCCAUCUCUGCAGCCCGGCCGGGCCUCACCUACGUCCCUCGCCGCACUCUCGCCUACACUGUCCCUCGUCGAGCCACCGAAGACGGCCCCAACGGUCCCAAUGACAAGACCGACCCCGAGUCCAAGCCCUCCACCUUGUCCUCCAUCAAGAACUUCUUCUUCGGAGGCAAACCCACCGCCGCGAAACCCAAAGCCCGCAGAGCCGCCGCUCCCCACAAACGCGAGGGUUCCCUGAGCGCCGACUCCAUCUUCGCUGAGGAUGAAACCAGCCCUAAGCUCUCCCCCUCGGGCCGUACCCCGGCCGCUCGCAAACAAGCAGGGCAGACCGAGGAGGGAGACCAAGAGGUCAACUAUUCGGUUGAUGUUCGGAACCGGGAUACCUUGCAGACGGUGCUGGAUCCGAACCCGAAGGCGCGGAUGCGCUGGGAACGCAAGAUGGUGGCUCGUGAGAUCCGUCGUCGGGGUCGUAUUUCCCCGACCGAGUUGAUUAUGCGGACGGAGCGCGAGUCCCUGUCCAAGUCGCAUUGGUUUAAGACUUCCGUGAAGAAGUUGGGGCCCCUGGCUCGGCAGAUUGCUGGCAAGAAUAUCGAUGAUGCGAUGUUGCAGAUGCGUUUGAGUAAGAAGAAGGCUGCUAAGGAGGUGUUGCAGCAUCUGGAGCAUGCUAAGAAUGUGGCUGUUGUUCGCUCCGGUAUGGGAUUGGGUGCUGUUGAGGGUCAGGCGGUUCAGAAGCCCGUUACGAUUACCCUCAAGACUGGUGAGCGCAAGACCAUCUCCGACCCGACUUCCAUCUACAUUGCACAGGCGUGGGUGAACCGUGGACCGUACGGAUAUGAUUAUGAUCACCGCGCGCGUGGUGUCAUCAACAUCAUGCGUCCGCCGUACACCUCGCUGUCGGUUGUGCUGAAGGAGGAGAAGACUCGUAUCCGGGAAUGGCAGAACCGGGAGGCCGAGGAGUUGCGUAAGCGUAAGGCCCAGCUCUGGACCCAGUUGCCGGAUCGCAAAAUCACGGCCCAGCAGCAGUACUACAGCUGGUGAUUUGAUUAUCGAGUGUACGGGCACCGGGUGACAUGUUUGAUUAUUUUCUUUUGGCGUUGUUUUGUGUUAAAUAUCUAGACCUAAGAAGCCUCUCGAUCUGUGAUUCAUUCAGCAUGUGUUUUAUACUAAAUCGCCACUCUGUUUCGGCAAUCAGAGUGGUCGGUCAAGAAUUCAAUGUGUACAAUACUAUAUACUCUUCCUCUCCAUCCUCCUAUCUAUCAUCUAUCC